AUGUCAAUUUUCAGUGGUCUCGGAGGUGCGCAGCCUGCCUCAAGUGGCACCUCGGGCGGAGGACUGUUUUCAACGACAACAGGCACAUCCGGCGGUACUACACCGAGCCUAUUUAGCAAUCUCGGCGGAGGUAGUUCGAACGCGCAAUCUGGCACGACACAAGCGACAAGCAGUGGGGGACUCUUCAGUGGGCUGGGCGGAGCGGCAACAGGCACAUCCAGCGGUACUACACCGGGCCUCUUUAGCAAUACCAGUGGAGGUAGUUCGAAUGCGCAAUCUGGCACGACACAGGCGACAGGCGGUGGAGGCAUCUUCGGUGGACUGGGCGGAGCGAAAUCGACUGCGACAACUACACCUUCGCUCUUCGCUGGCGCUGGCACAGCUACCGGUACGCAACCGCAAACGCAACCGCAAACGAACAGCUUCUCGCUGUUCAACACCAACAACAACGCGACGUCGCAAGCCACGACCAACAAUGCGCAGCAAACGAGCGGCCUUGGCCAAUCCUCCUUCUUUACCUCAACACAGCAACAGCCUCAGCAACAGCAGCAACCGGGCGCGUCGCUAUCUCAGGCGAACGCAGGUACCGGCCGCUCAGCGCACUUUGAUCACCUACUCGAGCGCGGGCGAAAGCGGAAUGCUGGCGAAAAUGGCACCAGCAACUUUGAUGAGCUGCCGUCGCUGCAGUUGGGACUUGGAGACAUUGCCCGCAAAGUGCGUAAUCUGGGCUCGGGUGGUCCCUCUGCGGACCAGGUCCAGGAUCGCGGACAAGAUCGCGCUGCGCACUACCUGCUCUCUGCUUCUGGUGUGAAGAUGGGUAGCACCCUCCGCGACCUAAACCAAUUCUCGUCCCAGGGCGGUCUGGCUGCAACUACCCAGGCACAAAAUCUCUUCGACAACGACAACGACGUGGACAGCUACAUCACCAAUUUGCACUCUCAAUCCACCCUGGCACUCAUCCAGGAAGGACUGGAGCAGUCAAAACGCGACUUCGACACCUUCCUGGAGGAUAAUGUCCAGAUCGAAUGGGACAAGCAGCGCCAGAAGAUUUACGAGCACUUUGGCCUGGGCAGACAGAGUGAGGACUUGACCGCAUCACAAAGCGCAUUCGGCAGCACAGCUCGCGGUGCGUUUGGACGCACUACAAACCGAAAGGGCCGCUCUAUGGGCCCGAACAAUGCCUCUGUGAAUGGCAGAUCGACUUUUGGAGCGUCUGCUGCCGGACCGCCCGUUCUCGGCCUCUCUCAAAGCGUGUUGGGUGGACGAGAGUCGUCGGACAAAUCUGUCAUGGGCGGUCAAGCUGGCCUUCAAGACCGCUACGCCCGCGACAAGCAAGAGAAGUUUAUGAACGAGGUCAAGAGGCUCAACGAGGCAAGACUGCGCGAGGAUCCCUUCCUGGUGCUCCAUGCCUUCUCCGAAGUGGAGAAGGUGUCUGGUACCGAAUACUCAGACCACUUCAUCAACGCUUACGGAGCACUGAUUUCCAUCACUGGCGAGAAGAACGAUGUGGAAGCCUUGAACCCAAGCUCAAACCAGCCGAAAGAGCGAAGCUUCACCAAGGAUUAUUUGGACGAUCAACCAAACUCCGUUGCCAGCGUACGAAUGCGCAAGCGUAUACUAGACGGUUCUCGCAAGUAUCUCGAAAGCAAGUUUCUGGAACAGGUAGAAGAUGUCUUGCGAAGGAAUCCUGCAGAGGCGCUCGUAGGCGGUGUACCUUCCAUGGUGAACAAGAUUCGAGGCUUCGUACGAGCCAAGGCCGCUUUCAAGGAGCUGGGUGCAGAGCCUGAGCUUUUCCAGAGAAUAGGCGAUAACGGUGAAGAGUUCCCGUGGAUCAUCAUCUUCUACUUGCUAAGAGGAGGUCUACUUGCCGAGGCUGCUGAGUAUGUUCGAGAAAAGAGGAACUUCUUCCAGAACACCGACAGAAACUUCGCAUCGGCAAUUACACAGUACGCCACUGAUCCGGAUCGAAGGCUCACCCCAGAUACGCAGCAAAAAGUUGGCCACACACACGCCCAGAGGACUCGCUUGAAGACCCCAGAAGACCCCUAUCGAAUGGCCUGCUACAAGAUUGUCGGUCGAUGUGAUAUGAGCAAGCGUAACCUGGACCCUAUCAAGGAGACUAUGGAUGACUGGGUUUGGCUGCAAUUCAACUUGGCCCGUGAGGGCAACAGAGCCGAAGAGAACGCUGGUGAGGUCUUCGGCUUGGAAGAGAUUCGAACGACCAUUGCAGAAAUUGGCCAGAAACAUUUCACGAACGACGUACAGGACUCUGGCGGUUACGGAGUUUACUUCUAUCUUGCUACGCUUGCAGGCUUGUUUGAGCCGGCCAUCAACUACCUGUAUACCCACAACUACGUCUCUGCGGUACACUUUGCCGUUGCGCUCGACUACUACGGCCUCCUACGGGUAUCAGACUGGACUACCGCGGGCAGCGAAAUCUUGACAUAUACUACUAGGCAACAACCGCAGCUAAACUUUGGACGGGUGGUUGGCUACUACACAAGCGACUUCCGUGCUGCUCGGGCUGAUGCUGCGGCUGAGUACCUGGUGUUGAUCUGCAUGAAUGCGGACUUGCCGGGCGAAGCGGGUAAACAACAAGCUGGGCUCUGCCAUGAAGCCCUUCGUGAGCUUGUCCUCGAGACACGCGAAUUCGCCACACUUCUGGGCGACGUCAAGUCGAAUGGCCAGACCACCUUGGGUCUCAUCCAGGAGCGUGUACCGUUGCUCAAACUUGACGGCGAAACGGGCUUGCUCAACACUAUUACUAGUGAAGCCGCAAGAAUGGCCGACGACAACGGCCGCAUCAAUGAUGCUAUCCUGCUCUGUCACUUGGCGGGCGAAUAUGACAGCGUUGUUACAAUUCUGAACCGCGCACUUGCUGAGGCUCUUUCGGUAGAACUGGGCCAGGAGCCGCUGCGUUUGGAACCAUUGAAGCCACGCCUAACACCCGCCGAGUCGCAGCAGUUGCAACAACAGCGCUCUGAUUUGACUUCGUCAAGCCUGAGCAUGCUAGGAACAGAUGAUCCAGUCGAGCUCGCACAGAAGGUCCUUGCCCUCUACGACGCAAACAGUCUGUGGUGGAGGAAGGUUAACCAGAUGAACCGCGAUACAGUCGGUAUAUUGUACAACCUCAACAACGCAAAGAAGAUCAUUGAGGCCGGUGACUACAUGACAGCACUAGGCCAAAUCGAGAACCUUCGUAUUCUUCCCCUGUCGGCCGGAGGCAAUGUCAGCGACAUUCGCGCCACUGCCAAUAGCUUCAACCAGUAUCCCGCGGAGAUUUCUCGCAACAUCGGCAAUGUGCUUCUCUGGUGCAUUGGCUGCUGCUCACGGCACCGUGAGCAUCUGUUGUCUGGGCAAUUCGAUGAUCCUAUGCGCAAGGUGCUAGCGGACCAGUUGUUGCAAAAGGCCAAGGAUUUGAUGGUCUUUGCUGGGCUGAUCAAGUACAAGUUGCCACCGAGAGUGUUCGAGACGCUGGCGAGAGAAGGUCAGGAUGUUGGUGCUUUGUAA
This is a messenger RNA of Pyrenophora tritici-repentis Pt-1C-BFP, 3510 nucleotides long. Its product is annotated as nuclear pore protein (Nic96). Gene Ontology annotation, cellular component: nuclear pore. The record is from RefSeq and is a predicted model, not a curated record. NCBI's taxonomy places the organism in Eukaryota, Fungi, Ascomycota, Dothideomycetes, Pleosporales, Pleosporaceae. Gene Ontology annotation, biological process: protein import into nucleus; poly(A)+ mRNA export from nucleus. Gene Ontology annotation, molecular function: structural constituent of nuclear pore.